GCUUGCCCAAACGCAGUCAACGAUAGCAGCACCAAUUUUGUCUUAUAUUUUUCGUGUCGAGGAGAGCCCGAAUGUCAACGAAACCUCGAAGAUAUUAGUGUAAUUUGACACUGGUUUUGGUUGGUAACUCACGGGGAGAAGAGGAAUCCGUGUGUGAAAUAGGUUUAUGAAGAUAUCUAAUUCAAGUGUGUGGUAUAGUCUGUCUGGGAAAAUAUGAGUUGUUACGGCCGAGGGUCGUCACGACGUUUCAAUGUUUUUGUAGUGUCUGUCCUAGUGUAUAUAUCUUUUGGAUUUUGCCUCGCAAUUCCCAGUGUUUUAAAUACAAAUACGACGAAGGCGAGCACGGGGUCUCCAGCGACGACUGAUCCGCCAACGACAGGUAUUGAUUGUAGCAUGUAUCGCUCUUGUCAGAACUGUUCCCAACACAUGAAAUGUUCAUGGUGUUUCUCGGGAAAAUCCUGCCUUCCAGAAAACCUACGAGAUGAACGUAAUGCUUGCGAUGAAGAUGAUUGGUAUUAUGGAGAUUGUGAUAAGCCAGCAAAGGAAGCUGUUUUAGUUUACGUCCUUCUAGCCUGCGCCCUCUUUUUACUUCUGAUUGUCAUUCUAUUGGUGCUGUAUAUCUUCUUUUGUAAAAUGCCUCGAAAUAAAGACUACGAACCAGUCAGCACCAAAGACAAAGAUAAGAAGAAUAAACGGCGACGUACGCCAUUAAUGUCGAAGAAAGUGAAGCCUUCAGGAUCGCGAACGGACGAUCUCAAGAAAAAGUAUCAACUGGACGGCUAGGAUAAAAAAUGUCGUCUGUUUGAACAGUAAACAUUUUAUAACCGGAGUUACAUUCAAUUUUAGCUUUUCGUGCGUAAUAAACUUGUGAGGAGUUUUGAAUUAGAGAUUUCUUCAAUU
Dendronephthya gigantea is the source of this 900-nucleotide messenger RNA. RefSeq names its product pituitary tumor-transforming gene 1 protein-interacting protein-like. The coding region runs from base 214 to 783 and encodes 189 amino acids. Gene Ontology annotation, biological process: protein import into nucleus. The record is from RefSeq and is a predicted model, not a curated record. Lineage: Eukaryota; Metazoa; Cnidaria; Anthozoa; Malacalcyonacea; Nephtheidae. The transcript is spliced from 2 exons. Gene Ontology annotation, cellular component: cytoplasm; nucleus.